Molecule: messenger RNA, 1537 nt
Organism: Brachypodium distachyon (stiff brome)
Lineage: Eukaryota; Viridiplantae; Streptophyta; Magnoliopsida; Poales; Poaceae
Product: 2-methylene-furan-3-one reductase
Exons: 4
Coding region: 146-1300 (384 amino acids)
Molecular function (GO): oxidoreductase activity, acting on the CH-CH group of donors, NAD or NADP as acceptor; zinc ion binding
Source: RefSeq, a predicted model, not a curated record
CUUUAUCUCCCAGAGCCAUUCCCCGCCACUCCCAACUGCCGCAACGGAUAAUAAGCUUAAGCAAGCGCAAGAACACACACACUGAUAAUCGCUGACACGGAAGAAGAAUACGAAAACAAGAGGGGAAUACAAAAGACUUACAAAGAUGCAGGCUUUCCUCUCUUCUUCGUCGAUCCUCGCGAACCCAUGCCCCAGAUCCUUGUUCCCGCGUCCAUCCACACAAUCCCAGCUUCUCCUCUCUUCCGUUUCUGGCGCGAGGACGAAUGCUGCUGCUGCUGCCAGCGCGAGAAGAUCCAGCGGCCGGUGCGUGGCGACGCCGGCGUCGUCAUCCCCAGCGGUGGCCGCGGUCGCCACAGAUGUGCCGGCGAAGAUGAAGGCGUGGGCGUACGAUGAAUACGGAGACACCGGCGUGCUGAAGCUCGACGAGGCCGUGUCGGUGCCAGCGGUGGGCGACGACCAGGUGCUGGUCCGGGUGGCGGCGGCGGCGCUCAACCCCGUCGAUUCCAAGCGCCGGAUGGGCAAGUUCAAGGCCACCGACUCCCCUCUCCCGACCGUGCCGGGAUAUGACAUGGCCGGCGUCGUCGUCAAGGUCGGCAGCCAGGUGAAGAGCCUCAAGGAAGGCGACGAGGUGUACGGCCACAUCAGCGAGAAGGUCCUGGAGGGCCCCAAGCAGUUCGGCUCGCUGGCGGAGUACACCGCCGUGGAGGAGAAGCUGGUGGCGCUCAAGCCCAAGAACAUCGACUUUGCGCAGGCCGCCGGUCUGCCGCUCGCCAUCGAGACCGCCCACGAGGGCCUGGAGAGGGCAGGCUUCUCUGCCGGCAAGUCCAUCCUCGUCCUCGGUGGCGCCGGCGGUGUAGGGUCCCUUAUCAUCCAGUUGGCGAAACAAGUCUUUGGUGCAUCCAAGGUGGCUGCGACAGCCAGCUCGCCGAAGCUUGAGCUUCUGAAGAGCCUCGGAGCCGAUGUGGCCAUUGACUACACUAAGGAGAACUUUGAAGACAUGCCAGAGAAGUACGAUGUCGUGUUCGACGCAGUCGGUCAGGGUGAUAAGGCCGUCAAGGUGGUGAAGGAAGGUGGCAGUGUAGUUGUCCUCACCGGCGCUGUCACUCCUCCAGGAUUCCGGUUUGUGGUCACCUCUGAUGGAUCUGUCUUGGCGAAGCUCAACCCUUACCUCGAGUCCGGGAAGGUGAAGCCGGUCGUCGACCCCAAGGGGCCAUUCUCUUUCCCCCAGGUUGUGGAAGCAUUCUCCUAUCUUGAGACUGGGAGAGCCACUGGCAAAGUAGUUAUUUCACCGAUUCCAUGAGACCGGCGAAUGGCAGAAAUUGCUAUCAGACCAUGCGGGAGUCACAGCUUCUAGACUGUAUCAAAUAGACUAAAGUGAAGUUUAUUUCAGGUACAGUUCAUAGAAUUACAAAUGGUAUAAACUGUGCUGAACCACUGAUUGGUGUGCAGUUUGAUUUGAAAGGACAUACAGUAAAGAAAGAUCUCUCUGUAUCCACGAGUUUUAUGUAACUACAGAAUUGCCGGUUCUCCAUUGCCA